UAGACGUAGUUGCUGUGCAGUGGCAGAGACGCGAUAGCGUCACGUGAUGGACUUGCGGCUAGGGGGACUCACGUCACACUUGUAGAUGUGCAGGAGACUCCACGAGCUUUGGGUUAUUGUGGAAGACGUGCAGAGCCUGUGCGACAAACGGUCAUUGGUUCAUCUCUAGAAUGGCUCCUUAUAAAUACAAGAAUUUGGAAGAUUCAAUACAAAAAAUUUUGAAAGGGACUGUGACACUUAGUGAUGAAGAAAAGAAGAGAUACAAUAAAUAUCUGAAAGAGAUUUUUGAUGUGCUGGAAAAUGAAAUGAAGAAAGACCCAGCUUUUAAUGCACUUUUUCGACAGAAACAGUAUGUUGGAAGCUUUUAUGAAAAUAUGAAAAUUGAUAUGCCUGAUGAAUUUGAUAUUAAUUUUGAAUUGUGUCUUCCAUCAUACAUUGGCUUUGUGGAGGUUUGUAGCAGUGAACACCCUGGUUUCUGUCAGCUCCGACUGCUCGAAAACACGUCAUCAGUGCCUGACACACGAAAGGCAGAGGCCAAAAAGCAAGUGAAGAAAUGGACAGAUGCUGAAGGAUUUUUCUCAAGAUAUAAAGUGAAUCAGUGGAUGCAGAGUGUUGUUGACAAAGCAUUAAGAGCAUAUGAGCAAAAUUAUAACCAAAAGAUAUAUAAGUUCAACAGAUCAACUUCAGGACCUGCUGUCACUCUAACUGUAACACUUAUCAAACACCCUGAACUACGAUUAUCACUUGAUUUCGUUCCUGUUUUUGUAUUUGAAUACUGGCCAACUGUAGAAAAUUUGCGUGGAUGGACACCAGAAAUGAAAGUAGAGAAGUGGUAUGCAGUUCCCAAAUCCAUUAGCAAUGAUAAAGAUUUCCGAUUAUCUUUCUGGCACCAGGAGAAAUAUCUGCUUCUUGGUACAGAUCAAAUGAAGUCUGUACUAAAACUGAUUAAGAAACUUAGAGAUGAUCAACAGUGGAAAGGAUUUUCAAGCUAUUAUAUAAAGACAAUGUUUUUAUGGAAGACUGCUGCCAAUAGUAGAUAUUACUGGCGUAAAGGUUUGGGUGCUACUUUUAUUGAGAUGCUUAAUGAUUUCAAGGACUAUUUGCUGAAACAAAAUGCUCUUCCAUUUUUUUGGAUAGAGGAAAAUGAUCUGUUGUCACAAUUAAAUCCAUAUGAGAAACAAAACAUAGGAGGAUAUCUUCAUCAUAUGCUUCAAGAUAUUGAGAGGAACCUUGACAAACCAGGACAUCUAGAAAAUUAUUUCAAACUUCGCGAGAGGGUGCACCCCUUUGAAGAAGACUCCGAUGAUGAAAUAAUCUGGAAUGACUCUGAUGAGGAAGUCAACUGGAACCCGGCCAUAGCAUCUAGGGUUAUCAACCAGGAUUCUUCAUUACUUACUCGCCCACAGGAAGAUAAUUUUGGAACUGUUGCAGCAGUAGCUGUUGGAGCAGCAGCACUUUUUGCAGUAGGACUGUUUGCACAUAUAUUAGGGGAUAGUAGAAGAGCCCGAGAAUGAAUGGGGG
Molecule: messenger RNA, 1521 nt
Organism: Schistocerca piceifrons (Central American locust)
Lineage: Eukaryota; Metazoa; Arthropoda; Insecta; Orthoptera; Acrididae
Product: cyclic GMP-AMP synthase-like receptor
Exons: 11
Coding region: 171-1514 (447 amino acids)
Source: RefSeq, a predicted model, not a curated record